Messenger RNA from Scomber japonicus (chub mackerel), 2370 nucleotides. It is a transcript of the gene slc29a4a, whose product is annotated as solute carrier family 29 member 4a. The transcript is spliced from 11 exons. The coding region runs from base 344 to 1993 and encodes 549 amino acids. NCBI's taxonomy places the organism in Eukaryota, Metazoa, Chordata, Actinopteri, Scombriformes, Scombridae. Gene Ontology annotation, molecular function: nucleoside transmembrane transporter activity; monoamine transmembrane transporter activity. Gene Ontology annotation, biological process: nucleoside transmembrane transport. Gene Ontology annotation, cellular component: plasma membrane. The record is from RefSeq and is a predicted model, not a curated record.
CCUCCUUCUCUCCGCUGCUGGAUGUUGCGUUAGGAGGGCUUCCCUUCUGUCCGAUGGAGACGGACUUAGUGUAGGGACCAGGUCCGCCGAGGAUCCGCUUCUAUAAGAGCCGAGGGAGACGGAAGCAGAGGGGGAGACACAGAGAUCCUCCAUCCUCUGAAGGUCUCCUGCCUCUCUUCCUCACCCACUGCCUGAUCAGGGUGUGUCUCGGGAAUUGUGUUAUAACAUGCACGCUCCCAAGAGUGCAUAGCCUGUCAGGAGGACUGUUUAGUGUGUGUGUAGUGUGUGUGUAUUGUGCGUGUUUGUGUGAGAGUUUGUGUGCGUGUGUACGUGUAGUGUAGAGAUGGGCUCGGUGGGAGCGGAGCGCCGCAGGCCCACACCGGCCCAGACGCCCGAGGAGAGAGAUGUGUGGAGGGAUGGAGGAAGAGCGGGAUGGAGGGAUGUGGGGAGAGAAGGCUGGAGAGAGGGAAGAGAGAGUGGAGUGGUGCAGAGCUACAGCUUCGAUUCGUACCAGCUGGAGGAGGAGGAGAUCAGUAAAGACGCCCCGGAGCGAGGAGUCCUGGCUCUGUCUGAGCCUGACUUUGAGGAGCCGAUCCCUGAUGACCGUUACCAUGGCAUCUACUUUGCAAUGCUAUUGGCUGGAGUUGGUUUCCUGCUACCCUACAACAGUUUCAUCACUGAUGUGGACUACCUGCACCACAAGUUUAAAGGGACAUCCAUUGUGUUCGACAUGAGUCUGACGUACAUCCUGGUGGCUCUGUUGGCCGUCAUCCUCAACAAUGUGCUGGUGGAGCGACUCAGCAUGCACACCAGAAUCACUGUGGGUUACAUCUUCGCGCUGGGACCACUGGUCUUUGUCAGCGUGUUUGAUGUGUGGCUGGCAAAGUUCACCACCAGGCAGGCUUACAUCAUCAACCUCGUGUCAGUGGGAGUGGUGGCCUUUGGAUGUACAGUGCAGCAGUCCAGUUUCUAUGGUUACAUGGGGAUGCUGCCCAAGAGGUACACACAGGGGGUGAUGACGGGGGAGAGUACAGCCGGGGUAAUCAUCUCCCUGACUCGCAUCUUCACCAAGCUGCUGAUAAAGGAUGAGAGGAGGAACACGCUUAUCUUCUUCCUCAUCUCCAUCAGCAUGGUAAUGCUUUGCUUCCUGCUUCACCUCCUGGUCCGCCGCUCACGAUUUGUCCGCUACUACACCAACCACGCCCAGGGAAAAAGUCCAGCCAAAGGUCAUGACCCACGUGACAGUGGGACUGGAUAUCGGGUUCACCAUGAUGUCAUCACAGAGGAUGUCAAAUUUGGAAAUGGUGGGACAGGACCGUGUACUACAGAGGAGGGCAAUGAGGACUUUGUCGGUGGGACAUAUGUGAGAUUUGAUGCACCAAAAGCCAAGAUAAGGAGGAGCUGGCCUGGUGUCUGCGAUAUGAUCUUGCAUCGUUACGUGGUGUCCCGUGUGAUCUGGGCCUACAUGCUGUCAAUAGCAGUGACCUACAGCAUCACUCUGUGUCUGUUCCCUGGGCUGGAGUCUGAGAUACGAAACCCCAAAUUAGGGGAGUGGCUCCCCAUCCUCAUCAUGGCCACCUUCAACAUGUCGGACUUUGUAGGAAAGAUCCUGGCAGCAUUGCCAUACGACUGGUCUGGAGGCCGCCUGCUCUUCUUCUCUUGCCUGAGGGUGAUCUUCAUCCCUCUGUUCAUCAUGUGUGUGUACCCAGCCAAUGCACCUACCCUGUACCAUCCUGCUUGGCCUUGUCUUUUCUCCCUCCUCAUGGGAGUCACCAAUGGCUAUUUCGGGUCUGUGCCGAUGAUACAGGCUGCCGGCAAAGUGCCACCAGAACAGAGGGAGCUGGCAGGGAACACUAUGACGGUCUCUUAUAUGACAGGCCUGAUGGUGGGCUCUUCUGUGGCCUACGCAGCUUACAGCUUCACUGCUCCAGGAUCAGGAACACGCUUCACCACACUCAAUAUGCACACACCUGCUAAUGCUACAGGGUAUUGAAUGUCCACAUACAAUAAAAAACACACACAUAAACAUUCAUACAUGUACAUAUGUGCAGCCAUUUACACACACCAAUGAACAGGAUUCAAACAAGAGACGUUCCAGCUGCAGAGGAUGAGAAGACAUCUGUGAAGAACUUUAUAAAUGUUAAUGACAGAGACAGAUUCUCCUUUGUCCAAAUCAUGAUUUGAUUUGGUUUAGUGGAUAAAGAAAGUGGAAACUAAAACAAACCCUGGGAUUUAGUAGUGGAGGAAAUGACGUGAAAUAGUGAAAACAUAGCCGUUCUCACCACUCUCUCAUUCUCCAGCCUGGUGGUUCAUUGACCUUUCAAAUGUUCUGGGUUCUGCGGUGAUGAACUUUUCCCUGGAGGUGAAUGA